AUGCCACCAACGAGGACCGAAACACAAUCAGUCAAGAAAGGAGGUGUAUAUUCGGUAGAGGAAGAUCUUCAACUCGUAACUUUAUAUAAAGAACAUGCGGAUAAAACCAAUAGAUGGAAGAUAAUUGGAGAGAUAUUAAAACGUAAUCAUAAAAGUGUCCGCGAGCGAUAUGUAAAUCAUUUGGACCCAACUAUCAAUAAAAGUAAAGAGUUAACCGAUGAAGAAAAAGCAAAAAUUGAUUCUCUCCUAAACCAAAAUGACCAGUCUUAUUAUAAAAAAUGGGCAAAAAUAGCUGAAGAAAUAUCAUUAGAUAAAACAUCUCGAAGAACAGAAUUACAAGUUAAAAACUAUUGGAAUAGCAAAAUUCGAAGUCAAGAACGAAGUUUGGAACGCAUUCGUGCUAAGAUGUCAUUGGAGACUAUCAACAACAAGGAACCAUUUACAGUUUCAAAAGCAGAAACGCCUCCUGUUCAAACAUGGUUAAAAACUUCUUGGGACGCUCCUCAUUUAUUACUUGAAAUAAUAGAGUCUGUUUCGGCAGAGAACUCUACGGCGUAUUAUCCGCUUAUAAAUGAAUUUAUAAGUUUAGGAUUAUUUUCUCCAAAAUUGACUUAUCAAGAAGUAUACAAUACAGCACUUGGUGUUGUUGAAUCAAAAAAAUAUUUAUCAGCACCAACAUCCAUAUCAAUUCUUGAAUUCGCUCUUUCUCUUCACACAACAGCUCCAGUCAUUCAAUCUUAUUACCAUUACUACGACGCAAAUGUAGUGCCAAGCAGGCAGGAAUUCAAUAAUAAUUUUAAUCCCGAAUGUGACGUUUGGGUUGAUUGGUAUGGUCAUCAAGCUUGUAGCAUUGAAGAUUUCAAGAAUUUAUCCGGAUUUGGCAAGUCCGGAAAAUACGAUAUACCUUAUAAUAGCUCCGAUCAACAUCUAAAACUUUUGCCUUUUGAUCAUGUUUUAUCCUCUAAUGAAGAAAUCAUAUCACCAUUAAUCAUCUUAUACGCUGAUGUGUUUUCAUCGAAUUUUGCAUCUUUUCAUCAAUUUUUAUCCGAGUUGAUAAGUAUUGAUGAAGCCAAAUAUAUUUUACGAUAUAAACCUCCCAAAGGAAAACGAGAUGAUUUAUAUCUUACUGGAUAUGGUGUGGAGUUGGCAUUAAAAAAUACCGAUUACAUUGUGAUUGAUGAUCGUAAAGUUGAAACUGAUGAUCAUGAUGAAGGAGAAAAUGAAUCCGAAUCAAACCAUGAGUCUCAUAAUGAUUCACGCCUUGAAAUGUUGAGUGAACAUUUGUUUGACGAGGAUAUAUCUGAAAUUAAACCACUUAUAACUAGCGAAAUAAGGGAACUUGGGUUGAAGGCUGCUCAAUUCAUUAUUUCUUCACCAGAUCCAUUGUCAGCUUUUGCGCAUUUAUCACAAGAUUUACCAAAAUAUUCUUAUCAUAUCUCUCAACUUAGUCUUAAUUCAUCACUUAAACAUGAGAUUUCAACAAAUAAAAAUUCUCUGAUGUUAAAUACCAAUUCUUUUUGGCUCAAUGGAUUGAAAGUUGCUCCCGAUUCAGUUGAUCCUUUUGGUCUAUUAAAAUUGCUUCGACGCGAGAGACAAAAUAUGUUAUCGCUUAUGAGCCUUGGUAUGAACACACAGCAAGCUGUUGAAUUGCUUGCAUCGCCUAUUAUCUCGGAAUCAAAAUCUUCUCAAGAGUUAACUCAAGGAAUUUUUGAUGUUCGGGAUAAAUCGGAAAAGAAAAAUAUUAUAACUUGGUUAAAUGAUUUGGAAAAAGAUAAAAGAUAUUCUCAUUGGCCAUCUAGGAUUUAUGAUAUAUUUCGACCAGUCUAUCCCGGACAGAUGAGAUAUAUACGUAAAAACUUAUUCAGUGUAUUAUUUGUUAUUGAUCUAUCAUCUAUAAAUAAUCUCAAGGUCAUCACUGAACAGAUCAAAACGUUCAUUGAAAGGGAUAUUCCAAUACGGUUUGGUUUCAUUCCACUUGUUUAUGAAGAAUCAAAUAGUUCACCUUCUAUAUUCGAAAGUGCAAAAAAACAAUUUAACAUUAUUAUUGAUGGUGAAAAGCCAAAAGAUAAAACUUCUAUUAAAUCCUUCAAUGACAUCAUUAAACCUGAUGUUGAAUCUUCACUUGAAGAGCAAAUUCUUGGUGCGAAAGAGUUUGUUAGUAGAUUCAGAAUAGAUACUAAUGGAAGAGGUGUUAUGUUUGUUAAUGGAAAAUAUUUUGAUAUGGAUGAUAAUUAUCAGAGAAAUAUGGUUCAAACUAUUAAUGAACACACCUCAUUCCUUCAACAAAAAUUGUAUGGUGGAGAAAUUGCGGAUCAUACAAAUAUAUUCGAGUAUUUCACGACUUUACCAAAUGUUCCAUCCAGAAGAAAUCCUUUUGUGUUCGUAACUGAUGUUCAGCCCCUGAAGGUGAUUAAUUUAGUAAAUGAAAAAAACGGAAAUAGUGAAAAGUUAAAUAAUUUAGAUUAUGUUUAUUCAGAGGAACGAGGUGAUAAUGAAGUAACUAUUUCAUUAUUACUUAUAACUGACUUUGAUAGUGAAUAUGGAGCUAAGCAAGGAUUGGAAGCUUUGAAAUAUUUGAAUAAAUCACCAAAUGUACGCAUAGCAUUCAUCCAUAAUCCUUCAACUCAGACUAGCAAGCGUGAAGAUAUAAAUUUAUCAUCUCUUUUUUUUCAUAUUUUGCAUGACUCCAAAGUAAAUGCUGAAGAAACAUCAUCAGACUUAUUAAAAUUCUUAAAAGAGGCUAUAGAAGAAUAUCUUAGCAUAGAUGAUAAAGUUAAUAUGCCAUAUAAUGAACAACUAGAAGAGUCAAAACAAAUACCUAUUUCAGAUUCUGAAAAGAUCAAUUCCGCUAGAUCCUUUGGAUGGCAAUUAGUUGAUAAAGUACGGGCACAAACUUAUUGGAGAGAAUGGAACUCGUUUAUACGAAAAACGUUGAAACUGGGUGAAAAUGAUACCGCUAUUAUAGUUAAUGGUCGUUUUGUGGGUCCAUUUAUUAAAGAAAAUUUGUUCAUUUCGGAUGAUUUCAAAUUAUUGCUUGAUAUUGAAAACGCAGAACGUAUUGAGCCUGUAGUAAAUGCCGUAAAAGCGGCCAAUUUAACAGUGCAUUUGAAUGGGCCAAAUUAUUCGGAUUUUGUUGCGAAAGUGACUUCUAUAAUGUCUGAAGCUACGACAUCUGAUGUUCCCGUUGGACUUUUCGAGGAACAAGAAUUAAAACGAGAUCUUUCGUUUAAGGAAUUAAAAUCUGAACACAGCAAAGUUGUCAUUGGCGAUAUGGAGGCAGCAUUAUACAAGAUUAGUGUUUUAAUUGAUCCAAUAAGUGAAGCGGCUCAAAAGUGGUCCACAAUCUUAAAGAUAUAUUUUAAUCCUAAGUUGAACCUAAAUGAAAUUCCGAUAAAGAGAUUUUACCGAUAUGUAUUAGAACCGAGAUUGAAAUUUAAUUCUACGACUGGAUAUCUGAUUUAUCCGUCCGCAUAUUUUUCAAAUUUACCCGAGGAUCCUUUGUUAACGCUUGGAAUGGAUGUAAUUCAAGCAUGGCUAGUAACACCCAAAGUUUCUAUUUAUGAUUUGGAUAACAUCCGUUUGGCGAACCUAGAUUCUCGUUCAAGAAUAAAAGGAGUUGAAUCGGUGUUUGAAUUGAAGAAUAUUCUGAUUGAAGGUCACGCACGCGAUAUGACAUUAAAUGCACCACCAAGUGGGUUACAAAUAGUACUUGGUACCAAGAAUGCUCCUGCAAUGGUAGAUACUAUUGUAAUGGCAAAUUUUGGAUAUUUACAGUUAAAAGCAAAUCCUGGUGUAUGGAUAUUUGGUUUGAGAGAAGGGAGGUCUACAGAAAUAUUUGAUAUACAAAGUAGUGGAAGUGAAGGGUGGUAUAGUCGUAGUGUUGAAGAAAUUGGAAAUGAGAUUGUGUUAAAUAAUUUUGAAGGGUUAGUUAUUUAUCCAAGAUUUACUAGAAAGCCUGGUAAAGAAAAUGAAGAUGUAUUAAAAAUUGAAGAAAAAGAUGGAAUUUGGGAUUAUAUUAAAGACAAACGCGAUUCUAGAAAGAGCAAAGCAGAAAUCAAUAUAUUUUCUGUAGCAUCUGGGCACCUUUAUGAGAGAUUCUUGUCUAUUAUGAUCAUAAGUGUUUUGAGACAUACAAAAAGUCGCGUUAAAUUUUGGUUUAUCGAAAACUUUUUAUCCCCGUCCUUCAAGAAUUUUAUUCCGAAUAUGGCCAAAGAAUAUGAUUUUGAAUAUGAAUUAGUUACAUACAAAUGGCCGCAUUGGUUAAGGGCUCAAAAGGAAAAACAGAGGACUAUUUGGGGGUUAAAUGUACUCUUCCCACUUGAUUUGGAUAAAGUUAUAUUUGUUGAUGCAGAUCAAAUUGUACGAGCGGAUUUAAAAGAAUUAGUUGACAUGGAUCUUGAAGGAGCACCGUACGGGUAUACACCAUUCUGUGAUAAUAGGCCAGAAAUGGAUGAAUUUCGAUUUUGGAAGCAUGGAUAUUGGAAGGAUCAUUUAAAAGGAAAACCAUAUCAUAUUAGUGCGCUUUACGUGAUAGAUUUACAACGAUUCCGUCACAUGGCAGCAGGAGAUCAAUUACGUGGGCAAUAUCAGUCACUAAGUUUAGACCCAAAUUCGUUAGCUAAUUUAGAUCAAGAUUUACCUAAUAAUAUGCAACAUAAUGUGCCAAUAUUUUCAUUACCGCUUGAAUGGCUUUGGUGUGAGACAUGGUGUAGUGAUGAGUCAUUAGUAAAUGCAAGAACCAUAGACUUGUGUAAUAAUCCGUUGACCAAAGAACCAAAACUUGAUCGCGCAAGGCGUCAAGUUCCAGAAUGGGAAUCUUAUGAUAACGAAGUUACUAUUUUUGCUGCAAGAAUUUCACAAUUACAAAAGAAUUUAGUAACAGAAUCAACUGAAAAGAUCAACGAAUAUCAAAUUCCUACCGAAAAAACUUCUCAGGUUACAGAUGGAUUUUCAUCAACACCAGUUUCUCAUUUAAAAGAUGAAUUAUAA
Molecule: messenger RNA, 4989 nt
Organism: Funneliformis geosporum
Lineage: Eukaryota; Fungi; Glomeromycota; Glomeromycetes; Glomerales; Glomeraceae
Source: the annotation of a GenBank genome assembly